UAACUAGACUCAUCAGCCGGAGUUCAAGAUGGCGAUCAGCGAGCAGCUAAUAUCGCAACUAAUCGAUGAUUAAUAUAACAUCUAAAUCCUCAUACCAUAAUAAGCUAUACGCGUUAUGUCAGUAUUUCACAUCAGGUUCUUAUGCCGUCCUAAAGCAGUGGAUAUCUGACAGUAGUGUGUAGAGAGAGACUGUGUGUGUUGCUUUUUAGCUUACGUCAAAUACAAAUAGUUGUUGAUCAGCUUUAUGAAGCUGUUUGGAAUGAUUGGGAAGUUUUCAUUAGUUUGGAGGUCAACAUGUCGCUAAGAGAGUUGAAAGUAUGCCUUCUUGGGGAUACAGGGGUUGGAAAGUCAAGUAUUGUGUGGAGGUUUGUGGAGGACAGUUUUGAUCCCAAUAUUAAUCCCACAAUUGGAGCAUCGUUUAUGACGAAGACUGUGCAGUACCAAAAUGAGCUUCACAAAUUCCUCAUCUGGGACACAGCAGGACAAGAAAGGUUUCGUGCCCUGGCUCCCAUGUACUACAGGGGCUCUGCUGCGGCUAUCAUUGUGUAUGACAUCACUAAAGAGGAAUCAUUCCAGACGUUGAAGAACUGGGUGAAGGAGCUUCGCCAGCACGGACCACCCAACAUAGUGGUGGCUAUCGCUGGCAACAAAUGCGAUCUCUCCGAUGCCAGAGAGGUGUCAGAGAAGGACGCCAAGGACUAUGCUGAUUCCAUUCAUGCCAUAUUUGUUGAAACCAGUGCCAAAAAUGCCAUUAACAUCAAUGAGGCCUUUAUUCAGAUAAGUCAAAGGGUCCCAGUUUUAGACACGGAUGGCGGGUCUGCAGUCAAGGGCUUCAAACUUCGUCGCCAGCCAUCAGAGUUGACCAGGGAACGCACUUGCUGUUGACACAAUCGUAAACCAUUUGGCCAGAUCCUCUCCAGCCUCUCGUUUUAUUUUCAAUUAGUAACCAAGGAUAAUAGCAGAUGAAGAAUGUGAUGUCAUAGGGGAAAUUACGUAACUUCCUUUUGGAGCCAAAAAAGAAGUUCAGUUAAAAAUGAAAUGUAUAGUCUGAAUCCUGAUGCACUUCCUUGAGAAAAGAUGAAAAUGCCCUCACACAGUCGUUGUACCUUACCUUGCCUGUUCUUCAGCCCCCGUUCAAAUGUCUUUGGGGAUCCAUUUCUGUUCUAGAUCACUACCUAGAAUCAGACAGCAAUGAAAACACCUGCUUAACAGAUCAGAUACUGUCCUGUCCUGCUCUCUUUCUCUCUCUCGUUCGUUCUCAUCUCUGUGCAAAAACCUCUGCAAAACUCUGUGAAGUUUCCUAGUGAAGCCGUUGUCUGUACAUUUUAAGAUUUUCAGCACUCCAAAUGCAAGCAACACAGCGUUCUUGUCUCACUAUUUUUGCACAUUUUUGAUGUAUAUGAUAAAAAAAGAAUGGUAAAAAUAUAUAAAUGGGUGAAUCUCAUGAAAGCUGUCAUAUUCAUGUCUCAUUUGAGUCAAAUCAGGUGAAAAAAAUAUGAAAUUAUAUUUUGCAUAAAGUGAAGGUAAAGUCCAUUCUUAGGACUAUUAAGAUGUUUUUUUUCAUUGUGUAACAGUUAAAAAUAAUUUUUACUAUAAAACAGUAAUUAAUACAGCUGUAUUACAUUAAUCAGAAAUACAGUAUGUAAAAGUGCUUAAUUGUCCUGAAAAUAAUGUAAAAAUAAAAAAUAUGAAUGCUCCUAAAAGUAGACCUCAUUAUCUCUCCUUUUUUUUCUUGUGAUUUUGAGGUUAAAAUGACACAGUCAUGUUUUUGUGAGAUUUACCCAAAUACAAAAUUACUAUUAUAAAUAUUAAGAUAUGGUUGUUAUUUCUGUUGCGCAGGACCAGACAUGAGGCUGUGUGCACUUCUGUCUUUCCUAUAUUUUGUAUAUGAAAAAAUAAAACUAAAGUGGCUAGCAGCCCUAUUUUGAGAUGAGUUUAAAGUUAUAUAUGAAGAAAAAAUGUGUAAUAUAGUAGGAGUUGCAUCUUGUAGUAGCAGUUCAAUAGGUCAGUGAUGAUGAUGGCAGCAUGUGUGAGUUCAACAAAACCUUCUGCAUAUUUAAUCAGUUCGCAAGUUGAGAUAACUAGUAACACAGUAUUUGCUCCAAUUGGCUACAUUCUGGGUUGCCAGAUUCUUAGCUACAGAUCCAGCCUGUUCUUGGAUUAACAAGCAGAAUGGACUUUUAUGUUUGCUGGUAAAUGUCUGACCGUUGUUACCGCUUACAGUGCAUAAUUGUGGCAUUAGAGAAGUUCAGCCCUCACACUUUUGUGAUAAAGUUGGCCAGUCUUCUAAAAUGUUGACAAGAAUAGCAGUUUCAAAGUGUUAGAUUUGAUAACUUUUCCAACUGUGCACAUGUUUUCCAUAUCGGAAAUGUAAUGUCAGUGGGAAGGAGCCAAAUGCCGGAAUUCUGUCCAUUGAAGUGGUGCGAUUUAGGCUUUUGUCCAGAACUAUGUGAAGUGUGCAUUAUGUCCGAAUACUUUCUGAAAUUGCAUUUUAACCAUUUGUGUUAGUUGGCAGAUCUCUUCAGAACCCUUGCUGUUCCUUUUUAUGACAUUUUUUACUGGAUUGAGUGAUUUUGUGAGGUCUUGCCAAAUGCCCUAAUUGUCUUAUAAACAUUUUUCAUCUUUCUCAUUCUUUCACUAAAAAACAUUUGGCCUGCACUUCCAACAUGCUUUUUACUAUCUGGACAGGGAUAAAAAAGGAGCGUAUCUGGAAACUAGUCUUGGUUCAGAUGUUUAAGAACAAGACAUAAAAAAG
Messenger RNA from Sinocyclocheilus grahami, 2755 nucleotides. Its product is annotated as ras-related protein Rab-22A-like. The record is from RefSeq and is a predicted model, not a curated record. The transcript has 7 exons. Lineage: Eukaryota; Metazoa; Chordata; Actinopteri; Cypriniformes; Cyprinidae. Bases 295 to 885 code for a protein of 196 amino acids. Gene Ontology annotation, molecular function: GTP binding; GTPase activity.